AUGUUUGAAAAUGAGACUGACUCUUUGUAUCCUGGUAUACGAUUGCUAUUACCACACCUGGAUAAAGACAGACCUGCAUAUGGAAUGAAAGAGGUUGUACUGGCAAGAUAUUAUAUUGAAAUAUUGAGUAUUGGUAAGGACAGCACUGAUGGAAGGAAGUUAUUAAACUAUCGGCACCCAGGGGCUUCAAAACAGGGGGCCCUUGGAGACUUUGCAAGUGUAGCAUACUUUGUUUUGAAGAACAGAUGCCCAGAAAAAGGAAGUUUUAAUGUGGAACAAAUCAACAAACACCUUGAUGACAUUGCACAAGCAAAUCUAGAGAAAAAACGAGAUGAAGUGAAAAAGUCUCUUCAAAUUCUCUUAAGGAACACAACUGCAAUGGAGCAGAAAUGGCUGAUCAGGAUAAUCCUUAGGGAACUUAAAACAGGCCUAAGUGAGAACUCUGUUCUUGGUGUGUUUCAUUCUGAUGCACUAGAGCUUUACAACAUCUGCAACAGUUUGUCAAAAGUGUGUCAAGAUCUCCACAAUCCAACCAUAAGAAUGAAUGAAGUCGAAAUCUCUCUAUUUUCACCAUUCAGACCCAUGUUAGGACAAAGAGGUUCUCUGAAUCAGGUUGAAAAAGUCAUGGAGGGUCAACCUUUUUACAUCGAGGAAAAAGUUGAUGGUGAGCGCAUGCAACUUCAUAAAGGGAACAACACCUACAAAUACUUUUCGAGAAGUGCAAACGAGUACACUCACAUCUUUGGAGAGAGCGCAGAUGAAGGAUUUCUAACUCCACAUAUCGCAGAAUCUUUUAACAGCUCUACAGAAUCCUGUAUUCUUGAUGGUGAAAUGGUGAUCUUUGAUCCAAGCGCGGGCACGUUCUUCACCAAAGCUACAAAUCAUGACGUCAAAUCAGCGUCUACCUAUGAUAAAGGUUUUCAUCCUUGCUUCAUUGUGUUCGAUAUUUUACUAUUAAAUGAUAGAAAGCUUGCAAAUGUCUCUCUGCAAGAACGAAUAGCUGUAUUAAACACCGUUUUUAAUCCUCGACUUGGAUACAUUCAGUUUGUGGAGAGAAAAAAUGGAACCUCAAAAACGGAAAUUAUUAGUGCUUUGAACGAAGCCAUUGAUCGCCGUGAAGAAGGCCUGGUUAUUAAAGCUCCUAGUUCAGUUUACAAACCAAAUGUACGAAACGGGAGUGGCUGGCUUAAGAUCAAGCCUGAGUACGUGGACAGCUUGAGUGACGAGCUCGAUGUCUUGAUCGUUGGAGGAUAUUUUGGUGUUGGAAUUCGCAGUGGAAUGAUUUCUCACUUCUUGUGCGCUGUAGCCGUUCCUCCAGACCAGAAAGGACAGCAUCCAUCUCAGUUCUACUCAUUCUGUAAGGUUGGCACAGGAUACACUCUGGAUGAACUACGGGAACUCGGAAACAAGCUAAAACCUCACUGGCAACCGUUUAAAACCAACAAACCUCCACAAAACAUAGCACUUGCACCAGGAUUUAAGGAAAAACCAGAUGUGUGGAUCGAACCUUCCAAGUCUAAAAUCGUUCAGAUCAAAGCUGCGGAAAUCAUUGCUUCGGACAGGUACAAAACGGGCUCAACGUUAAGGUUCCCGAGGCUGGAAUGCAUACGAGAUGACAAACAUUGGUAUGAGUGUCUUGAUCUCAAAGAACUGGAGAAGCUAAGAACGAUGGCUGAAGGGAAACUUACAUAUCAGCAUACUGAUAUGGAUGGUACUUCUGAGCCGACCAGGAAGAAACGUCGGGUGGCGGCUCGUGUAGAGCAACCACGGACUGUUGCAGCGCACUUCCGUCCAGCGGAUGUGUCUUCUGUCACUGAAGUGUCAAAGCUAUUUGCAGGUAAAGAAUUUUGUAUCAUCAAUGGACCAACGAGUGAACCCAAAGCUCAGCUCGAGAAAAAAGUCGUCGAGCAUGGAGGCACAUUUACACAGAAUCCAGGACCAGAAACCUACUGUGUCAUUGCUGAAAGAGUCAACCUUCGUGUCAAUAACAUCAUCAAGGAUGCCAAACAUGAUGUUGUCAAAGCCUCUUGGCUUAUAGACUGCUUGAAUCAAGUCAAACUACUUCCAUGGUUACCUAUACACAUGAUUCACCGCUCACCAACAACGGAAGAGAAAUUUGCCAUGCAGUAUGACAGCUAUGGUGACAGUUUUACCCAGGACGCCACGCAAGAAUCGCUGAAAAAGGUCUUCGGCAGUUUUGAGAAUCAGGAAAAGGCUACUAUUACCACUGAUGAAAUUGCUGAAAUAGAGCAACGCUAUUUUCCAGAUCAGUGUCCCCUUGGGUUAUUUAGAGGCUCAAGAAUAUAUUUGGACCAAUUCAAAUCAUUGGAUGACCCUAAUACGGCCAUCAAGGACAGUAGUCUAGAGCUGACAGCUUUACAACUAAGAUUUUAUGGUGCUUCGAUUAUCAGUGAAUUUGACGAAAUUGUGACGCAUGUCGUAUUUGAUGAAAGGGAUUUGACAAGAUUACCCGAACUACGUCAAAUAAUGAGAAGCCGUCAGCAAAAGCACCAUUUUGUAACUCAGGACUGGGUUACACAAUCUAUAGAGAAAGGCCAAUUGUUGCAAGAACGACCAUUUGCUCCAGUACCUUCUGUAUAGUCUUUGAAAAGCAUUUCCGAUUCAAGAGCCGAUUCUCGAUGAUGGUCACUGAACCAUAUGCCAGAAGAGCCAUUGCAUAUUGCACGGUGACGGUACGGUAUAAUAAGUGGAUCAAUCAAAAAGCGCGGGCUUUCUUGGCACCUUAUCAUCAGUGCACUUGGAAACUAUUUCAGAAAACACCGAUCCCGCAUUCACUGUUCUACCUCCCUAGUUACUGUUGCUACGUCGGACAAGCUAAAAUGUGUUUUGAUAUACAGCAUGACACCGGUUGCUGAAAAUUGUAAACGUCUGUCUCAGAUUCACAUUCAAAGCCAGUAUCGGUCUAUUACAAUGUAUGUACUUCACGGAAAUGCAAAAUCUGCAAGGAUUUGCGCCGUUGCGAUCGUCUUUCAACCCUUACAUCUUUUAUGGUGUAAAUAAUUUACUGUCAAAUCUUUUCCACUCUUGUUCUUAGUGAUAUACGUACGGUGUAGUUACGUCACUUAUAAUAUGUAUAUAUGAUAAAAAAGAGGUACGACUGAAAAUAAACAUUAUUUAGUAAAUUCAUACCUAAAAAGUAUUUGUCCGAGAUCGAAAAGGGGAUAUAGACAGCAUGAAAUAAAAGGAAAGCUGUUUACUGUAUGAUGGACAGGGUCCUGCGGCUUUGAGCAUUUGAUUAGCGCAGGGCGUAAGAUGAUUCCUAUUAUAACCACAGGUAGCCCAAGCAUGGUUUCUGUGGUGUCCUGUUAUAAGAAAAUG
Molecule: messenger RNA, 3339 nt
Organism: Actinia tenebrosa (Australian red waratah sea anemone)
Lineage: Eukaryota; Metazoa; Cnidaria; Anthozoa; Actiniaria; Actiniidae
Product: DNA ligase 4
Biological process (GO): nucleotide-excision repair, DNA gap filling; DNA biosynthetic process; DNA recombination
Cellular component (GO): DNA-dependent protein kinase-DNA ligase 4 complex; DNA ligase IV complex
Molecular function (GO): DNA binding; DNA ligase (ATP) activity; ATP binding
Source: RefSeq, a predicted model, not a curated record